Molecule: messenger RNA, 2189 nt
Organism: Medicago truncatula (barrel medic)
Lineage: Eukaryota; Viridiplantae; Streptophyta; Magnoliopsida; Fabales; Fabaceae
Product: sister chromatid cohesion 1 protein 1
Exons: 21
Coding region: 147-1946 (599 amino acids)
Biological process (GO): meiotic sister chromatid cohesion, centromeric
Cellular component (GO): cohesin complex
Molecular function (GO): protein binding; chromatin binding
Source: RefSeq, a predicted model, not a curated record
ACUAUAAUACAACAACAACUAAUUCACACAUUCGUUCAUUCACAUUUUGAAUUUUCACUACAACCAAUUUUCUUCACCUUGUAACAACAAAUUCAAAUUUCUCAUAACAUUUUCAUCUUCUCCAUAGUUUCUAGAAGAAAUAAACAAUGUUCUAUUCACACCAGCUUCUAGCUCGCAAAGCACCUCUCGGUCAAAUUUGGAUGGCGGCAACGAUGCACGCUAAGAUCAACAGGAAGAAGUUGAAUAAGCUCAAUAUCAUCAAAAUCUGUGAAGAAAUUCUGAAUCCAGCGAUUCCCAUGGCUCUUAGACUUUCUGGAAUACUCAUGGGAGGUGUUGUGAUUGUGUAUGAACGAAAAGUGAAGCUACUCUAUGAUGAUGUUUCACGACUUCUGGUUGAGAUUAACGAAGCAUGGAAGGUUAAGAGUGUUCCAGAUCAUACAUUGCUUCCUAAAGGAAAAUCUCAAGCUAAGAGAGCGGCAAUCACUUUGCCGGGUAAAGAACAGAUGACUCUGGAAGAAUUGGAACUGUCCCGUCAGUCCAAUGCAACCACUACAUUUAAUCGUACUGCUUAUUUUUCCAUGAGACUUGAUACUUUGGAUGAAUCAUUCCUUGGUAAUGAAGGAAAUGUGGAGGAAGAUCCAUCGGUGCAUCACCAUCAAGCUGCUCCCGAGAAUAUUACCCUAUUUGAACCUUUCCAAGCUGAUGCGGUUCCUUACAAUCGGUUUGAGAGGUUUGAUAUCGAAGGAGAUGACGAAACACAAGUAAAUGUACCUUCAGGGGAUUAUGCUCGAUUUCCAAUACCCUCCCCCCCUCCACCAGAUGAACCAAAGAUAGAUGAUAUAGUUGAAGACCAACACCCUGAGCACCCGAUCAUUCAGGAAUAUAAUGAUAACAUGAAUGCUAGAGAGGAACCUCAGAGGCGAGGGCCAGCUAAACGGAAAAGAGGAAAACCAAUACAAAUGGACUACGAGCAAACCAUGAUCCCUGCUCCUAAUUACCAAAACUGGCUUCAAAACCCUGCUGAUUUAGUCUCAAGAAGAGGAGGAAUGGAAAAGUUGAGGCAGCGACAUGAUAUCAUGUCUUCAACUAAGAUAGCUAACCUCAUGGAGGUGCCACCUGUUGCUCUAAAUGGUGGCUUAUUGUCAAGGGUAAACAAAGAUAUAUAUUAUCCAGCACCUCUUCUUGACUUAUGGAUUAAGAGCACUCAACCACCACAUAAUUCACCUUCAGUUGGAAUUUCAUCAGACCAUCCUCCAGAACCAUCAUCAACAUCACCUCUAGGAGUACAUAAUAAUGGCUUCGAAAGAUAUGGUUUUGAAGAAUUUGAUGGUAGGUUAGACAACCUAUUCAAUGCUCCGAGAGAGCAGGUGCUGCCGGUAGACAAGGAGCUGCCAGAGAACAUGCCAGUACAUGAAGAUACUCCUCCUGUCUUAUCAGAGAAAUCUGACGUAUUUCCAAGAGGAGGAGACAACACAUAUUCCGUGGGUACAGCAUCUGAUCAUGGUCCUUCCUCACAUUCAGACUUGGAAACAGGAAGAUUAACAAAGAAAAAGCGUUUAAACAGCAAUGGAGGGUUUCAUACAGUACCUGAGAAUGAAAAAAUGUAUGCAGAUUUCAAUCCUAGGUCGCCUGACAUGUUUCCAACACCUGAUCAAGUACUUCUUGUGGAGACAGGUCCCACGCAAACACAAGGAAAUCCCAAUCAUCCUAGUGACAAGAUAACCGAAUCAAUCCAUGCUCAGUUGAAAUCACACUUUGACACUCUUAAAUCAGUAAGUGGAGCUCCUCAAUUUGAGUCUCUAGAUGUCUUAGCUUCUGGAAUGACCAGAAAAUCAGCAGCUCUACUUUUCUAUCAAACCUGUGUUCUUGCGACCCGCGAUGUCCUUAGAGUUGAGCAGAAGGAGCCUUAUGGGGAGAUUCUUAUCUCGAGAGGACCAAAGAUGUGAUUAGGCAGGUGGAUGUUGAUGGUUUAACUUAGGAAACGACAAAGAUUACUCCAUACAUAUGCAAUCAUUAGUUACUAUACCACAAACUUACUCCUUCAAUACAUACAUCACACGGCUGGAUUACACAUAUAGCAACUGCUACGAUUUAAAAUAUUAUUAUUAUUAUUAUUAUUUCUAGACAUUUUGAAAUAUUGCUUUUUUGUACAAAACAUUCUGGAGUACUGUUAUGCCUAAUGAAAUAUC